AUGCCGACCCUCAGAUCGAAAUCUCGAGCGGACCGGGACACGGCGAAGCUCCUCGCCCCCGGCGACUACGACGACGACGCCUCAUCCUUGCACAGCAGCCGGAGCGACCAGGAGAGCGACAGCGAUGACGACCAGCUCCAGCAGCGCGCCCGCAACAGCCGCGAGUUGCGCGCCGCCGACAGCAUCGUCUUCAUGGAGGAGGACGAAGUCGACAAGCUGGUCACGGACACCCGCAGGAAGAAGCAGGACUUGCAGCGCCGCGGCUCGAACCUCGCCGUUCCGAACCCGCUGAAGAUGUUCGCCCGGCCCGGCUCCAGCAACGGGUCCUCGGAGGACCUCGGUCUCAGCGAGAAGGAUAAGAGGCAGCAGCGCCGCACGAGGAGGACACAGAAGAAGCAGCGCCUCGUGGAGAAGGCCGCCCACGGCGAGGACGGCGAGUUGAUGUACGAGAUGGAGGAGGGCGGCAUGAAGGAGGGGAGCUCGACUGGCGAGAGCAGCGAACGGGACGACAGCGACGAGCUCGACAGGCAACGACUCAAGAUGAACGAGAAGGUAAAGACGGAGAAGAGGAGGAGUUGGCGCAGGUCGCUGUUCAUCUACGGCAUGAUCGCGGUCGGCUUCGCGAUACUGGUGCUCGUGGCAUGGAAGUUGUCACUGGGGAGGAGGUCGGCGCAUAAGGCCGAGUUCGUGAGCAACGGCACGGCCCUAUUCGCGCCGACCACAAUCAUCAUCAGCCUAGACGGCUUCCGCGCCGACUUCCUCCAGCGCGGGCUCACCCCCAGACUGAACGCCUUCGUUAGGGAGGGCGUAUCCCCGAAACACAUGCUCCCGGCCUUCCCCUCCGUCACCUUCCCGAACCACUACACCCUCGCGACGGGUCUUCACCCGGAAAGCCACGGCGUCGUCGGCAACACCUUCUGGGACCCCGAAAUGGAGGCCGAGUUCUACUACACCGACCCGGCGCGCAGCCUCGAUGCCAAGUGGUGGGACGGCGAGCCCUUCUGGGUAACCGCCGAGAACCAGGGCAUCCGAUCCGCCGUGCACAUGUGGCCCGGCAGCGAGGCGCACAUCCUCGGCGUCGAGCCCACCUUCCUCGACAAGUUCAACGGCGACGAGGCCCUCGAAGACAAGGUCGCCCGCAUCCUCGAGUUCCUCGACAAGCCCGGCAUGGAGGACGAGACGGCCGCCGUGGAGGACAUGCGGCCCCAGCUCAUCGCCGCCUACGUGCCCAACGUCGACGCCGACGGCCACCGGUACGGCCCCAACAGCACCGAGAUCCGCACCACGAUCCAGGCCGCCGACGCCAUGAUGGACCAGCUCUUCGCGGGCCUGGAGGCGCGCAACCUCACCGGCAUCGUCAACGUCAUCGUCGUCUCCGACCACGGCAUGGCCACCACCGACACCACGCGCGUGCUGCAGCUCGAGGACCUCGUCGACACCUCCAAGAUCGCCCACACCGACGGCUGGCCCCUCUACGGCCUGCGCCCCAAGAACCCGAACGACCUCCAGGGCCUCUACGACGGGCUGGCCGAGAAGGCCAAGACGAACCCCAACUUCGACGUCUACCUCCGCGACGUCAACAUGCCGGCGCGCUACCACUUUUCCAACAACAAGCGCAUCGCGCCGCUGUGGAUCGUCCCCAAGACGGGCUGGGCCAUCGUCACCAAGGACGAGAUGGACGUCGCCAAGGCCCUGCAGGACGGCACGGUGUACAACCCCCGCGGGCUGCACGGCUACGACCACGAGAACCCGCUGAUGCGCGCCAUCUUCAUCGCCCGCGGCCCCGCGUUCCCCCACCCGCCCAACAGUCAGAUCGACGUCUUCCAAAACAUCAACGUCUACAAUAUCCUGUGCGACUCCGUCGGCCUCAUCCCGAAACCGAACAACGGGACCCUGCGCCUGCCGCUCUCGCCCGUCGGCACUCACAAGUCCGAGGACACGCCCGAGGAACCUCAGGACCCCGUCCCCCCGUACACCACCUCUCAGGUUGCUACUGCAACCAGCGCCUCGCAAGCGGCUCACUCCUCGGCGCCCGCGUCCGAGUCCGUCAAGACGAUCCAGAUUGACCCCCCUCAACCGGCGUCCACCAAUGCCGCGUCUGACAGUGCAGAAGAGAGCGACGGCGCAGACCAGGACGCCAUUGAGAAGGGCAAAGAAACGAUGGUUGGCAUUUGGGACUGGAUCACUGACAAGUUUGACAAGAUUUGGGGCAAGAUUACGGGAGAUAAGGGGAAUGAGAACUCCCAAUCUUCAGAAAAGUCAGAAUGA
Messenger RNA from Colletotrichum karsti, 2268 nucleotides. RefSeq names its product type I phosphodiesterase/nucleotide pyrophosphatase. The record is from RefSeq and is a predicted model, not a curated record. NCBI's taxonomy places the organism in Eukaryota, Fungi, Ascomycota, Sordariomycetes, Glomerellales, Glomerellaceae. Gene Ontology annotation, molecular function: ribonucleoside triphosphate phosphatase activity; nucleoside triphosphate diphosphatase activity. The transcript is spliced from 2 exons. Bases 1 to 2268 code for a protein of 755 amino acids. Gene Ontology annotation, biological process: nucleoside triphosphate metabolic process.